GCCCCACCUCCACCUGUAAAGUGUAAGAUCCGAUGUGUCCUCCAAUCUAUCAAUGUUGUCUAACACAUCACUAAGAAUUCGUGCUUCUGGAUGACAGAUUAGAUCCUUUUAUAUAUCACUAAAAUCCACUCACCGAUUGCCUCUAUACUCGAGAGACCACCUAGCCUGCAACGGCACCAUGCACCGCGCGUGAUUAAUAACCGGAGCAAGCGUAUCUGCGGAAAACACUAACAACAUCAACACCAGUCAACCAGAUCAUGGAGGGCCUCUUCACACUGCUCAUCUUGAGCGUCGUGAUGGCUGUCACAUCCUUUGUCGUCGGUGCAUUACCACUCAGUUUCACAUUAUCGCCGUCGCAGCUACGAUUUAUCUCCUCUUUGGGAAUGGGUGUCCUGGUCGGCACGGCCCUUGUCAUUAUUAUCCCAGAAGGAGUCGAGACACUCUACAGUUCACAACAUAAGACCCAAUCAAGUCUCCAAUCGCGCGCUGUUGACGUACGAUGGCAGCAUCAGAGUAUGCCUGCUAUCCUCCCUGAAAUCGCUACCAUGCCUGGGCCUGUCAUACCUGGGGCCGAAUCUGCAGUGGCAUUUGAUUUGGAAUCAGAAAAAUCGAAGAGGGCAGAAUCAGAAGAAGAGGAUGCAACCGAACCGAACGAGAAAAACGCUAAGGAUCACGAGGACGAGGACGGGGCGCUUCAUGCCUGGAUAGGCAUUUCGCUCAUCAGCGGGUUUAUUUUGAUGUACCUGAUUGACAAGCUCCCGGCAUACGUGACGCCGCCGAAGCCACGUCGUCUACCGUACCAUAUCUCGUUGGAUAACCUGGGCGCGGCUGGACUGCGCAGAAGCUCUUCACCGACUCGCGAUGGGGGCCUGCUGGAGAAUGACAGCAGCCAUGGUGGCCAUGCGUCAAAUCCGCAUAGCUUCGCCAUGACCACCGGGUUGGUCAUCCAUGCCGCAGCAGAUGGCAUUGCGCUUGGUGCAUCAGGCUCGAAUUCGAGCCUGAGCUUUAUCAUCUUCCUGGCGCUGCUUGUCCAUAAGGCGCCCGCCGCGUUUGGACUCACCUCCGUGCUCUUGAAGCACGGACUUACGAGUCGCGCGGCGCGCGGCCAUUUGCUAGUCUUCAGCCUGGCCGCCCCGAUGGGAGCGCUUCUGACGUUCCUUGCUAUACACACUCUGGGGUCAGGGUUUGGGGGCGAUGAAAGCUCAAACCGGUGGCGCACGGGUGUGUUGCUUUUAUUCUCUGCGGGCACAUUUUUAUACGUUGCCAUGCAUACGAUGCAAGAAAACGCGCCUCACUCAUCGCGCGAGUUGCACAGCAAUGGCUACGCCGACUCUCGUGAUGCCCCCAAGCACAAGGAAUCGGUGAGAGACCUCGCAGUCUCAGUCGUUGGCAUGGUCCUGCCACUGUUCCUGCAGAUCGGCCAUGCGCACUAGUUUUUGGAUAGGACAUAGACUGGAUUUACGAAUGUGUUGUAAUUUGGAAGUGCCAUUAACUGUUACGCCGUUGUAUAUCUGUAAAAUAGACCUUUUUGUUCCCGCUAUGAUGCUGCAUAUCAUUGAUGCAAUUUGAUCUAAAUA
Molecule: messenger RNA, 1577 nt
Organism: Talaromyces proteolyticus
Lineage: Eukaryota; Fungi; Ascomycota; Eurotiomycetes; Eurotiales; Trichocomaceae
Product: zinc-regulated zinc transporter protein
Exons: 3
Coding region: 258-1433 (391 amino acids)
Biological process (GO): transmembrane transport; zinc ion transport
Cellular component (GO): membrane
Molecular function (GO): metal ion transmembrane transporter activity
Source: RefSeq, a predicted model, not a curated record